Messenger RNA from Aspergillus alliaceus, 393 nucleotides. RefSeq lists its product as uncharacterized. The record is from RefSeq and is a predicted model, not a curated record. NCBI's taxonomy places the organism in Eukaryota, Fungi, Ascomycota, Eurotiomycetes, Eurotiales, Aspergillaceae. The coding region runs from base 1 to 393 and encodes 130 amino acids. The transcript has a single exon.
AUGUCUGACUACACGUACACAGAAAUUGGCCCUUCAAGCCUUAAGAUCAAGGCAUACCCUCUAGAGGUGGAGUGGCUUGAUGGGAAAGCCAUCAUUGGACACCAUGCUUGGGCUGGCAUCAAGCAAUUCCACUGGUUUAAAGUUAAAUUGGAUGAUGAGCAUGUAGCUCCAACGAAUGGCUGCCGACUUUUGCUUGCUGCAUUAAUGGAGGACGGCUGGUUAACAACGUGGGAAGGCUUGAUUCUGCAGGAGGUAAAUGCUGGCGGAGAAACUUAUUACCAGAGAAUGGGCCAUUCCAAAUUCAGCAGAAUUCCAGCAGAAGAGCCCAAGGAAGAAUGGCAGGAUGACUAUAAGAGUAUCUUCGGGCAGCGAAAGGUCAUAGCGCUGGUAUAA